AUGGCGCAGUCCUUGUCGGACGAUGAGUUCCAACGAAUGCAGAAUCAGUUACUGGAACUCAGAACUGCUAACUAUCAGCUUAAAGAUCACUCAAGAAAGUUAGAAAAUGAGUUGAGCCAAUUGAAGCAAACUUCUGCUGUAAAUGAGAAAGAGCUUGAAAAGGCAAACAAGGUCAUUUCCAAGAGCAAAAAGGCAAGGGAUGUUGAAGCCUUGUUUGUAGAGAAUGAUGGCCUUCAGCUUAAGAUCCAGAGCCAGGAAGAGGACUUUCGCCUCCAGAACUCCACUCUUAUGGAAGAGCUCUCAAAGCUUUGUACAGCAAAUGAAGAGUUAGAGAAGGAGGUCAGUACAUUAAAGCAGAGUCAAAGUGCCAAUGACAUGGUCGAUGGAAGCCCCUCUGCUUGCUCACAGAAUGAUAUCAGAAGACUUCAAGCUGAAAAUGCAGCUCUACAGAAAAACCUUGCCAGUACUCAACAAAGAUAUAAUGAUGAACUUAAUGGAAUGAGACAAAAUGUAAAUAUGUUGACUCAAGCAUGUGCUGAUGCUGAAGAGCGUUAUACCAGAUUAUUAGGGGAGCGUCCCACUCCAACAGGAGCAUCAGGAGACCAGCAGGAAGGAGAACAGAUGGAAGAGAUACCAAUAUCAACACCUGAUGGGACUGUAUCAGAUCAACAGUCACCUGUUGAAGCAGAGUUAAACCACUUAUUGAAUGAUGAAUUUGAAGCCUUUAUUGAAGACCUGAAGCUUACUGCUGUUACAAGUGACUUUGAUGAUGAUAUAGAACCAAAAGAUCCUAUGACAGUACUACAAGGACAUGCCAAGCAACUGAAGAAGAGAGUUAGUGGUGCACUUGUUAGAAACAUGGAAAGCUUUGUCAAGAUGGUAUCAAAAGAAGAAGGAAGAAUAAGCAGAGGAAGUUCUUUUGCAGAACCAAAUGAACCAUGUGAUCUGAAUAUGUCCAGAAUAGAUGAUCAAAUGAAAGAAAUAAAUGACUUACAGUUGAGAGUAGAUACAGAGCAAGAAGAAAACAAAAUAUUGAAACAGCAACUCCAAGACAGUGAGCAAUCUUACAAGGCAGAAAUUUUAACCCUGCAAGAGGAGAUACAAAAAUUGUCAGAAAAGACCAAAAAGAAACAAGAAAGCUUAGUGCAAUUACAAAAUGAGAAGGAAGAACUAUAUGCCAAAAACAGGAAAAAUGUUGAAGAGUUGCAUGGAUCUGUAGACAAGGAACUUGAGUAUUUGAGGAAAGAAAAUAGUGACUUGAAAGCAGCUUUAAACAGGAAUAAGCAGAAUCGAAUGGAGGCUCAAGAAACUUCAAAGCAGCAAAUAAGACAACUAGAGAAUACCAUAGAAGAAUUAAAACAAAAGGCUUCAAACAGUGAGGAGGUUGCCAGAUUAGAAGAAGAUAAAUCAAUAUUAACCAAAGAACUUGCCAAUAUUAGACAGGCUUAUACUUCUACAUCAGAAGAGGCUAAUAGAUUACAGAAUGUGUCAACCAGUGCUAAGAACCAGCUUGAAUCUACCGAGCAUGAGUUAGAAGAGCUUCAGCUAGCACAGAGUAAAUUAAGCAGUGAGAGAGAUGAACUACAGGCUCAGUUCACUGAAUGCCUAGCAGCCAAUGCUACGUUAGGAGACCAACUCAGUACAGCAGAGAAAGAAAGAGAUACUCGUAGCAAAGAAUUACAGGAAACUAAUAAGAUAGCUGAUAAGAGGAAAAACAUGUUAGAUGAGAUGGCAAUUCAAACACAAACCAUCAGAGAGCAACAUAAGGAAGAAGUUUCUAGUAUGACAAUUAGUCAUCAGAAAGCUCUUGAUGAUCUCAAACAUGAACUUCAAGAUGAAAAGCAAAAGAGAAAAGAACUAGAGCCUUUGAAAGAGCAGAUCACACAGCGAGAUGUACAAAUUGAAUCACUAGAAAAUGCAAAGGGAUGGUUUGAAAGGAGAAUGAAAGAAUUAGAGGAGGAACUUGAAGGAACAAAAGAAAAGCAUAUAGAAGACAUCAAAGAUUUAGAAGCCAAGCAUCAAGAAGAAAUAUUAAAUCUCCAAGAGGAGCUAUCUGAGAGGGAUAAAGCUAUAGAGAGUGCCAAAGUUGAGAUAGAGGGACAUCAAGCCACCAUAGAGAAAUUGGAACAGGAUGCCAGGGAUUCUGUAGUAGAUCAUAAACUUGGUGAGAAGAAGAGAUCUAGCAUGCUGAAGGAUCUUCAAAGGCAGUUGAGACAGGAGAAGAAGAGAUCAGUUAAAUUACAGGAGAGAUUACAAGAAGUCUUAACACAGAACAGUCAAGCACCACAAGGUCUAGAUGCACUCUUCUCACAUCAUACCUAUGAUGACAGGUCUUCUAGACAUGACACCAGUAGCAUCUCAUCUUUAAGCAAUAGUGGGACUGGCAGAGACUACAGUGACUUUGCUCCUUCUCCCAAUGACUCUAUGUCUGCUGCCCUCAGUGAGGAGACAACAGAACUCAUCUCCAAAUUAACACAAAUCCAACAAGAAAACUGGCAACUAGAAGAAAAGGUGCGUCACCUUGAAGAAAGCAAUGCAUGCAUGGCAGAAGAUCUCCUGAGAAAAAGUGCAAUCAUUGAAGCUCACGUCAUGGAACGGAAAAUCAUUGACCCAGCUAAGGUCAAUUCAUCCCCAGCUGAUGUGAAACCGGAGACUAAGGGACCAUCAUUACGUAAGAUGAGAGAAUUAAUGAGGUCAUCAAGGGAUGUGGAGGAGGAGAGCCAGAGGGAAAUGAAUCAAAAAUUACAAGUCAUGCUUGAGGAGACCAUCACUAAAAACAUGCAUUUACAGCAGGAUAUUGAGAUGCUAUCAAGUGAGGUUGUACGACUGAGUAAGUUGGUAGGAUCAUCUCAAUCAGGUACACCAUCUCCAGUAGAUGAUCAUCAGGGUAAACUUUCUGGAGGUGCAUCCUCCAUGGCAACUACAUCAUCAUCAUCUCAUCCAGUAUCAUCCUCAUAGCAGAUACCCUGCUCUGCAUAUACACUAUUGUCAAUAUAUUGUUUCUAUUUAAAAAUUGCCAAGUCCUGUUGGGCUAUUGCACAAACUACUGAGCUGGGAUAAAACUUGCAGGUGCAAGGCAACUGAGCAGAUUUAUUAUCAAAGUGGUCUCUGGAAGUAAUUUCAUCUGUGAUGAAAUUUGAUGAAUCAAGAAAGUUACUAAGGUGUGGGUAUUUUUAAUGCGGGAAGGAAGAGAGUUGGAGUGUCCUUGGGUAUGUAGAGUAUGUGAAGCAGUCCUUUACCGUAAAUGAAUUUUUAUGGAGGAAAUCAGUUGCACCAUCUUGGAAGAGGAUCAUUAGGGAAGUAGCAUUUAUUCACAAUGUUUGGAAAAUGUUUUUUUUAAUCAAUUUAUAUACUAUAAUCAAAACAGUCUCAGACAAACUUUAUUUUUUGAUAGGAAAUUGGAGGAUAAACUGAUUCCCAAUAUCUUGACAAACAGGUAAUGGGCUGUUUCUUCCAUUCCAGACUUUGCACAUAUAUUACAUAAAACUUAUCAUCAAUAGUAAGUUUUAAUCCAAUCAUAGCUUCAUUAGAAUCCUUGAUUUUGAUUGGCUGUUGAGCAUUGUUGACAUGGUACUUGCUGUUGAUGACAAAGGUUCCAUGAUAGAUAAGUUUUAUGCAACAUGGUAGCACCCAAUUCGUGCCACACAUGAUGUGUAUGCCAUGAAAGAAAAUUAUAUUUCAGUCAACUAUUUUAUUAAGUGAAACCCAUCAAUGGCAAUUGUGUUAUUCCUUUUGCUAUUUGACUUGCCGUAUGUUUUAGUCAGUUGAGAAGCAGGUAUCAACGCAAAUAAAAUGUUAAGUUUUCUUUUUCUGAAAACAUACAAGAGUUUAUCCUUUGUAUUACAAGCAAAUGUGUAAUUCUUGACAAUUUUGUGAUGAAAAGACCAUUUUUAAUUAUAUCAUAAACUCAGUUUGGUUAUAAUUAUGUUAAAGGAAAAAUAAUUACUUAAUAAAAGAGCUACUAUAUAUAUAUAUUUUUUUUUUUUUUUGGUGGACAGGGUGGAGGGGAUAUUGUUAUCAUUGCUUAGUGUAUCAUUAAUUACGUUUAAUUCAUUUAUGUUGUAAAGCAUUCCAACAUUAUAAUGGAGUUUCCUUUUAUCCAUUGCAUGCAGCCUUUGCUCUACCUGGGGGUGUUUCACAAAGAGUUAAGUAUGACUUCAAUGCUGACCCUUACAUAUGCAACGCGCAAUCUCAUUUAUCAAUAUACAGUAGUGUGCAUCCUCUUGGUAUGAUCUGACCAAUGCAGUCACACCUUUUAUACUGCACACAAAUAGGAACUUAAGUGCGACUCAUACUUAAAUCUUUGUGAAACACCUUCCUGGUGUUAUUAACCCAAGUGUGUAUGUAUUAUAUGAAAGAGAAUAAAUUUAUAUUUAGAUUAUGUCUGUAUUUCCUCUCCUUGUAAACUUGUAGAAUAAUGUUGAUAAGAUACUAGUACUCCCAGAAUACUGAUAUGGCAAUAAUGAUAAUUUAUCUCAACUUCAGUGACUAUUCCUGGAUGAUUAAGAUAGCAGCUUUCCAUGUGAACUCAGAAUUAAUUGCAGUGAUCACAUUAGCAUCAAUGAUAGUGUUGUAAGGCACAAUGUUGAGAUGUAUAUUUUAUAUGUUGAUAAUACUGCUCAUAUAAUAACACAUCGUUUGCCAUGAGUACCAUCCAUUUCAAUACAGUACAUCAGGAAUAAGAUAUUUUUUUGAAUUCUUCAAGUGAUAAACUUAUCCUCUAUUGUAAUGAUUUUCAGCCUCAUUUUUCUCUCAACAUUUCUCAUUAAGUGUAUGUAAAUCAUGGCAUCAAUUCUAUGGAGCUUAAGGACGUUCCACAGUUAAAGUGAAAUCCAUGUCAUUUUCACCAAACUUUGCACAUAGAUACUUUAGAACCUUAAUAUUCGAAAUAUGCAAAAAUUAACAUAGGUCCAUGUGCUUGAUUUUUUGCUAUAGAGCUUCAAAGUUCACCCAAAUUGAUGUUCUUAAGAAUUGCGCAUUCAAAAGAAUUUGGCAUUUUUAGACCGCCCAAGAUGACUACAAUGAGUUUAAACCUCUAUUACUCAGUCAAAAUACAUGAAAAAGUCAUCAAAUUUCGCAAGAGAGUUAAUAAUUGUAUCGUUAGAAUGGAGAAUCUAUUAAUAGUGCUAUUUGUUUGCAAUUUUAAGUUUAACAGCACUGUCAGUUCUUAAAAAUGGCGUAAAAGAUAACAAAAUCCCAAUCUAAAAAAUGUAAAAUUUCAGUAACAAACUACAAACGUACAAUAGAUGCUGCACUUUAUUCAAAAUCCAUGUCAUUUUCACCAAAAUUUGCAGAGUUGUAGAGGAAGGUAUACCUAAGAGGUACAAACAUUAAAAAAUAGGGGUUCAUGUGCUUGUUUUUAAACUAUCAGCAUUUUUAUUAGAGCAAAUGUGCUUUUUAAAGCACCAAAAAUGGGCCGAAUGCUUAGUAUCUAUGUGAAGAAAAAAUCAAAACCACUCUACCAUUUAUUCAAACUCGGGGUAAUAUUCGUGAUUCUUGGCAGCACUGCAGAGUAAAGUAUUUUGAAAUUGUAGAGAAUAUUUUUUUGAAUGGUCCAUGGAAUAAUUCAAUUUUUUAGCUUCAUGAAAUAACGCAUCGGAUCUGCAGUUAAAGUGCAGAAGAUGAGAAAAAUCAGCGCAUACCCGCAGCUAAUUAAUCACCUGUUCAUCCAUCAUCCAUUGUGACGUCAGCGCGCAGAGUGUAAACUAUGCGCAGAUCAUAAUGCGCACAAAUAUAACUGUGGAACGUCCUUAAUGAAUGGUAAUACUUGUU
Molecule: messenger RNA, 5772 nt
Organism: Lytechinus pictus (painted urchin)
Lineage: Eukaryota; Metazoa; Echinodermata; Echinoidea; Temnopleuroida; Toxopneustidae
Product: GRIP1-associated protein 1-like
Exons: 32
Coding region: 1-2958 (985 amino acids)
Biological process (GO): regulation of neurotransmitter receptor transport, endosome to postsynaptic membrane; neurotransmitter receptor transport, endosome to postsynaptic membrane; regulation of recycling endosome localization within postsynapse
Cellular component (GO): glutamatergic synapse; extrinsic component of postsynaptic early endosome membrane; postsynaptic recycling endosome
Source: RefSeq, a predicted model, not a curated record